AUGCUAAAGAUAAGUUUCUCGAGGCAAUUGGUCAGAACUUUUGCUACCACGGCGGAUGAAGUGACAAUCCCUAAAUUAACUGAUAUUUUAAUCGUUGGUGGGGGCCCAGCUGGUCUUACAUUGGCUACUGCAAUAAAGAAUUCGUCUCAUCUAGCAAAAUUAAAGACAACUCUGGUAGAUUCAGCAAAGCUUACCGAGAAUGUCCUUCCUUUUUACUCAAACCCACCAACCGAGUAUCAUAAUAGAGUCGUUUCAAUAACUCCAAAAUCUCUGAAUUUCAUCACCAAUACACUGAAUGUGAAAUUGCUCGAAAAUAGAAUUCAACCUUACGAUGGAUGCUACAUUACCGAUGGUAUAUCUAAGGCACAUAUGUCACUGAAUAAAGAAUCAAUGCUAUAUAUGGUAGAAAUAAUGAAUAUUCAAUCCUCAUUAUUGAAACAUCUCAAAGAAUUGAACUUAAAGGAAGAAGAUUUUGAAAUGAAGGAAAAUGUCAAAGUAGAGAAUAUCUCAUAUUCAAAUCCUGAAGAUCCUACGUCAUGGCCCCUAGUGAAACUAUCAAAUGGGGAGACCUACAAAACAAGAUUGUUAAUUGGAUGUGAUGGGGCCAAUUCGCCAGUUAAGAAAUUUUCCAAAUUAAACACUGAAGGUUGGAAAUAUAACACAUUUGGCACUGUCGCCACUUUGAAAUUGAACGGGCCUCCCAUAUUUAAAAUCAAUGGCUGGCAAAGGUUUUUAAAAUGGGGACCCGUAGCACAUUUACCAUUACCUGACAACAACGCAUCUUUAGUCUGGAGUACCAAGGGCAACACAUUAUCAGAGAUGUUUGUCAAUAUGGAUACAAAAGUUUUUGCUAGUCUGAUAAACGCUGCAUUUGUAUUGAGCGAUGCAGACUUAGAGUAUUAUUUCAAUGCUAUAAAAAAUAACACUAUGAAGUCAGAUGAACUAAUAGAUGACAUCAAUUUUAGAAUCAAUGAAACUUGGGAUAACUUAAAGGAUGAUUCAUUAAUUGAUGAAAUUUUUCCACCACAAGUUGUUGAUGUCGUAAAGGGCUCCGUAGCAAGAUUCCCAUUCAAGUUCAGUCACGUUGACAAAUAUGUCACAGAUAGAAUUGCAUUGGUAGGUGAUGCUGCUCAUACUACUCAUCCAUUAGCCGGCCAAGGUUUGAAUAUGGGACAACACGAUGUGGAAGAAUUGACAAAAGCACUUGAAAAAGCUACAUUAAGGGGUCUCGAUAUUGGAUCGGAAUUAGCAUUGGAACCAUAUUGGGCUGAAUGCUACCCUUUCAACAAUGUCAGGUUAGGACUAGCUGAUAAGUUACAUAAAUUGUACCAAACAGACUCAAAACCCAUCGUAGCCAUGAGAAGUCUAGGAUUAACCUUAACUGACAAGAUAGAACCCGUCAAGAACCUAGUUAUCGAUACGCUGACGGGCGGUGAAGAGAUGUGUAAAUAG
This is a messenger RNA of Kazachstania africana CBS 2517, 1452 nucleotides long. It is a transcript of the gene COQ6, whose product is annotated as putative N,N-dimethylaniline monooxygenase COQ6. Bases 1 to 1452 code for a protein of 483 amino acids. Gene Ontology annotation, biological process: ubiquinone biosynthetic process. Gene Ontology annotation, cellular component: mitochondrion. The transcript has a single exon. Lineage: Eukaryota; Fungi; Ascomycota; Saccharomycetes; Saccharomycetales; Saccharomycetaceae. Gene Ontology annotation, molecular function: oxidoreductase activity, acting on paired donors, with incorporation or reduction of molecular oxygen, NAD(P)H as one donor, and incorporation of one atom of oxygen; FAD binding; 2-octaprenyl-6-methoxyphenol hydroxylase activity. The record is from RefSeq and is a predicted model, not a curated record.